Molecule: messenger RNA, 1329 nt
Organism: Anopheles marshallii
Lineage: Eukaryota; Metazoa; Arthropoda; Insecta; Diptera; Culicidae
Product: pre-mRNA-splicing factor RBM22
Exons: 3
Coding region: 1-1329 (442 amino acids)
Cellular component (GO): U2-type catalytic step 2 spliceosome; U2-type catalytic step 1 spliceosome; Prp19 complex
Molecular function (GO): U6 snRNA binding; pre-mRNA binding; metal ion binding
Source: RefSeq, a predicted model, not a curated record
AUGGCUAUGUCAAAAACUACAAACACCUACAAUCGACAGAACUGGGAAGAUUCGGAAUUUCCAAUACUUUGCCAAACAUGUCUUGGCGACAAUCCUUACGUUCGCAUGAUAAAGGAACGCUACGGCAAAGAAUGUAAAAUCUGUACACGCCCUUUUACAAUCUUCCGGUGGUGCCCCGGAGCUAGGAUGCGAUUCAAGAAGACGGAAAUCUGCCAGACAUGCAGCAAGCUGAAGAACGUUUGUCAGACAUGCUUGUUAGAUCUAGAGUACGGUUUGCCAACACAAGUGCGAGACGCUGCGCUCAAAAUUCAGGACAAGAUUCCAGAAAGUGACGUAAACAAAGAAUUCUAUAUUCAGAACAUUGAAUCACAGCUGAAGGCUGGUGAUGACAAUACGGUUGCCGCUGGAACGGUAGGCAAAUCGUUGGCGGCAAGCGACAUGUUGGCAAAGUUAGCCCGUACCGCGCCCUAUUACAAACGUAAUCUACCUCACAUCUGUUCAUUCUGGGUGAAGGGAGAGUGCAAACGUGGCGAAGAGUGCCCCUACCGACAUGACAAACCGGUGGAACCGGAUGAUCCGCUAUCAGAGCAAAACAUUCGCGAUCGGUACUAUGGUCGCAACGAUCCAGUGGCGGACAAGUUGAUGAAACGGGCCGCCUCGAUACCUACUUUAGAGCCACCGGAAGAUAAAACUAUUACCACGCUCUAUGUCGGCAAUCUGGGUGAACACAUAACGGAGGUGGACAUACGCGACAAUUUCUAUCAUUACGGUGAAAUCCGUUCUGUGUCACUGGUUCCGAGACAGCAAUGUGCAUUCGUGCAGUAUACUAAACGUGCAGCUGCAGAGUUAGCUGCGGAAAAGACAUUCAACAAGCUUGUGCUUGGUGGGAAGAAAUUAACGAUCAAGUGGGCACAUUCGCAGGCCAAAUCGACCGCUUACGCACAGAACACUACUCCCCGCGGUCCCGGAGGAAGUAACCGAAUCUUCGAUCCCGUACCCGGGCUCCCUGGACAAUUGCCCAUGCCUCCCAAUCCUACGGAUUACUUUAAUCUACAAGCAUCGGAAAUGGCCGUUUUGCCGCCGGGAAUGAAGAUACAUCAGCUGCCGCCGGGUUUGAUUCCAGGGGCGCCAAGUUAUGCAGCUAUGUAUCAGCAAACCGCUGGUGGUUCCUCCGGUAUUCCACCUCCAACAGGGGGUUCAAGCGGAAGUGAUGUCGGAACCAGCAGCAGUGCUGGUUCUGGUCAUUCUAUGAUGCCACCCUCAAUGCAUCAGCAGCAAUUGCACUAUCCGAGUCAGGAUCCUGCUCGGUUGGGAGCAUUGAAAAAAUAA